AGACUUACUUUUUAAGUAAGAAUCAUUCAGUUGAAACUUCCAGACAUGAAGGAAAAAUGCAAGAACGCGGCGAAGACUCGGAGAGAGAAGGAGAACGGAGAGUUUUAUGAGCUGGCCAAGCUGCUGCCUCUGCCGGCGGCCAUCACCUCUCAGCUGGACAAGGCCUCCAUCAUCCGGCUGACCAGCAGCUACCUCAAGAUGAGAGCAGUCUUCCCCAACGGUCUGGGUGAUGGAUGGGGUCAGUCACCAAGGUUCAGUCCUCUGGACAGCAUGGCUAAAGAACUGGGUUCCCACCUUUUACAAACUCUGGAUGGCUUCUUGUUUGUUGUUGCCUCUGAUGGAAAAAUAAUGUACAUCUCAGAAACAGCAUCAGUCCACCUUGGCCUGUCCCAGGUGGAGCUAACAGGAAACAGCAUAUUUGAGUACAUCCACCCAUCAGACCAUGAUGAGAUGACAGCAGUCUUGAGUGUUUGCCAACCCCCACACCAUCACUUCUCUCCAGAUUAUGAAAUAGAACGGUCCUUCUUCUUGAGGAUGAAGUGUGUUCUUGCUAAACGAAAUGCAGGACUGACAUGUGGAGGAUAUAAGGUCAUUCACUGCAGCGGCUACCUGAAAGUACGGAAGUACAUGAUGGACAUGGCACUGUAUGAAUCCUGUUAUCAGACUCUGGGUCUAGUGGCAGUUGGUCACUCUCUGCCCCCAAGUGGUAUCACUGAGAUAAAACUCCACAGCAACAUGUUCAUGUUUCGGGCCAGCUUGGACUUUAAACUCAUCUUCUUGGACACAAGGGUGGCAGAGCUGACAGGCUAUGAGCCACAGGACCUGAUAGAGAAGACUCUCUACCACCAUGUCCAUGCCUGUGAUGUUUUCCAUCUACGCUAUGCUCAUCAUUUAUUACUGGUGAAGGGGCAGGUCACCACAAAGUACUACCGCAUGUUAUCAAAGCAUGGAGGCUGGGUGUGGGUGCAGAGUUACGCCACUAUUGUCCACAACAGCCGCUCCUCCAGACCUCACUGUAUUGUCAGUGUGAACUAUGUCCUCACUGACAUCGAGUGCAAUGAGCUGCAGUUAUCGCAAGACCAGAGUCGAGCCAUUAAGCCUGGUCUCAGUCUUAGUUCCUCAGAGGACCAACACAAAAAACUGAGAACCAAAGCAGUCAAGAUGAAGACCAAACUUAGAGCAGCUCCCUAUCCUGAGGUGGGACUUCCAUGUGGUGUACUGCAGCGGGCCACUAAGCUCUUCCAGCCAGACUGCUUGAGCUGCUCCCCACAGAGGAAGGAGAGAGCCCCAUACCUGAUGACCCCAUGCCGGGAAAAGAGCUCCAGUUUGAGCCCUAAAGCAAGCCAGCUGUCUUGCAGCCCCACUUACAAUCUGACCCUCUGCUGCCCCAAUAACCACCGGCAUCUGGAUGCUCAGAGCCAGCUGCCUAGCAUAGUUUCCUCCUCUCACCUGGCUCAGCAGAUCAUCGGCUCCCUACACAGCAGAGGGCCUGUUGGAUGGAGCAUCAGCAGCCCCCGAACACCCAACAAAUACACAGGUACACUCUUUAUUUAA
Molecule: messenger RNA, 1554 nt
Organism: Lates calcarifer (barramundi perch)
Lineage: Eukaryota; Metazoa; Chordata; Actinopteri; Centropomidae
Product: SIM bHLH transcription factor 2
Exons: 10
Coding region: 46-1554 (502 amino acids)
Biological process (GO): regulation of transcription by RNA polymerase II
Molecular function (GO): DNA-binding transcription factor activity, RNA polymerase II-specific; RNA polymerase II transcription regulatory region sequence-specific DNA binding; protein dimerization activity
Source: RefSeq, a predicted model, not a curated record